Molecule: messenger RNA, 2880 nt
Organism: Alligator sinensis (Chinese alligator)
Lineage: Eukaryota; Metazoa; Chordata; Crocodylia; Alligatoridae
Product: mitogen-activated protein kinase 15-like
Exons: 11
Coding region: 1207-2880 (557 amino acids)
Biological process (GO): intracellular signal transduction; protein phosphorylation
Cellular component (GO): cytoplasm; nucleus
Molecular function (GO): ATP binding; MAP kinase activity
Source: RefSeq, a predicted model, not a curated record
UCAGCCCUGAUAUGCCGGUGCCUUGCUCUUGCCACUGCUGGGACCCCCAUGCCACCUGUGCCACCAGCAGUGCAAGGAGUAACAGAUGGGUCGUAAUGGCAGUGGUAGAGCUGUGGGCUAGUGUGCAAGUGGCUGGCAGCAGGAGGAGGCGAGAGCAGUGUAGCCUCCCCCUCACCCCGGCCCAUUACUCCUUGCACUGCUGGCAGCGCAGCUGGCAUGAGGGUCCUGGCAGUGGCAGCAGCAAUAAGUCUCGCCACCCUGCUCCAUCCUUCUGCUCUGGGUCCUGCCCGCUGGGCCACAGACGUGGCUCCUGCCUGUGUUGCUCCAGCCAGGCUGCAGCUGUGCCCAUGGUGGGUGACAAAUCCGGGGGGGGGGGCAUGUGCCUCCCCACGUCGCCCAUGUCCCCCUGCCCCUCCAAUGCAUCACCUAUGCCCCCCGCAUAGACAUACCUGCAAGGAGCUGCUCUCCACCAUGCUGCCUGGCUGCCACGUGCAUGUCAGUGCGCACAUGGCACUCUCUGCCUGAUCGCCCUCUCCUGCUCCCCCCAGCCUUAGCAGCCCCUCACAGGCUGGAACUCUGGCAGUCUGCAAGGGGAAAACUGCCAUUUCCUGCAUUUUUUUCCUUUAAAGGAGAAAAUCUACAUUUUUCUUUGGCACAUGGAAAACCUGGAUCCCUGAAGAUCAGGCAUCAGCUGAGGAAUGAUUUGGGGAUGUCACCGACAUCCUCAGUUUUAGAGCAGGUGCCCAAAGAGAUAGUAAGAUACACUCAGAAUCUUUGGGGCUUUUAGCCAAAAGUCUUUACCAAGCUGUACCAUGUGUCAACAAGCUGAAACACUCCAAACUUUUUCAUGGGAACUGCAAGACACACCUCUUUCACCCUCCCCCUAUCCCCCAGUCAAAUAUUAAGCUAAUGCUCCAAAUGCUAGAAAUAGUAAAGCUGACAAUUCUUGUUCUUUCACAUUUGGGGAGCUGCAUAUUCUCGACUAGCUUGGCACGACAAGCUGUUUUCAAAUACCACCUAUCAAACUUUUGCACACAUAUACAACUCAACCUUAAGCAGAGACCAAGCCUGAAAAUGCAAUGCCAGACUGUUAAAAGCUUCCUAGUCAUAAUCAAAUGGGGAAUGGGUUAUUCAAUCGUAAUAUGAGAGACCCUCAAAGCUUCAAUUCUGUUGCCUUUUACAGCACCUGGUGCUUCAGCGUAGAACAUGGCGUCCAAGAAGCGGCAGCCAAAACAGGGAGUUGCAGAUCUGAGGAAAAGCAAACAAGGCACAAACAGCAAGAACAGUGAACGGCCCCAUGCAAGUUGCAGCACAGACCUGCUUGUCACCGAGAGGGAACGGUACCUGCAGAAGGAAUGCGAGGUCCUGACUGAACAGAUAGACACGUACAAGAAGAGAGUGGAGCACUUCCUGCAGGAGAACGAGUUUCUGGACAAGGAGGCACAGCAGAUGCAGCAGAACAGUAAAAUCUAUACCACCUACAUGAGGAAGCACACUCAGAAGUGCCAGGACGCUGUCGUGAUGCUGAACGACCAGAACCACUCUGAUCUGAGCGCCGUGCACAGGCAGAAGGAGCAGAUGGUUGCGCGUUACUCCGAGGAGGAGAGGAAGCUGAGAAAGAAGCUAAUGGAGCUGGAGACAAAGUCCGCGCUCAUGAGCAGGGAGGUCAGGGACUUGCAGCCCUACAAGGACCUGCAGCUGGAGCAGCUGAUCAGGGUCAGGGAGCUGGAGAAGGAGCUCCUGCUCACAAAAAUCCAGCACACGGAGCAGAUGCACAAGGUCAAGAGCAGGUUCCUGCAGGCCAAGUCUGACUACACGGCUGCGUCCCGGCAGAAGGUGCAGGCCCUGGCCAAGAGCGCGGAGGAGGCGGCCGUGCGCUGCCUCAUCCAGCACAUCAGGCGGGUGAAGGCCGAGAACUGGCGCCUGCGCCACCAGCUGCUGGGUCUCCUCCGGCGCUCCGGCGUCCUGCGGGCCUACCAGCACCAGCUGCGAGCGCGGCAGCAGCAGCUAUGCUUAGCGCUUCCGGCGUAUGGCAUCGUGUGGAAAGCGGUCAAUCGCAGGACAGGAGAAAUCGUUGCCGUCAAGAAGAUCUUUGAUGCUUUCAGAAACCGAACAGACGCUCAGAGAACGUUCCGAGAAAUUAUGUUCCUGCAGGAAUUUGGGGAACAUCCAAACAUCAUCAAAUUGCUUGAUGUCAUACGAGCCCAGAAUGACAAAGACAUCUAUCUGGUUUUUGAGUCUAUGGAGACAGAUUUGCAUGCUGUGAUCAAGAAAGGGAAUUUAUUGAAAGACAUCCACAAGUGUUACAUUCUCUACCAACUAUUGAAGGCCACCAAAUUCAUCCAUUCGGGAAAUGUCAUUCACAGGGACCAAAAGCCUUCAAAUAUCCUGCUGGAUGCAGACUGCUUUGUUAAGCUUUGUGAUUUUGGUCUGGCCCGCUCCUUGUGUCAGAUCCAUGAGGACCAAGGCAACCCUACACUAACAGAAUAUGUGGCAACACGCUGGUACCGUGCUCCUGAGAUCCUGCUUUCCUCUCUCAGCUACACAAAGGGGGUGGAUAUGUGGAGCAUUGGUUGCAUUCUGGGAGAGAUGCUGCUUGGAAAACCUCUUUUCCCUGGAACAUCCACAGUGAAUCAGAUAGAGAAGAUACUGUGUGUCAUUCCUGCCCCAUCCCCAGAAGAUAUUUUAGCUAUGCAGUCAGACUACAGAGCCUCAGUUAUCAACCGCAUUUGUUCCAGACAACGAGUGACAUUUGAGGAACUUUUACCUUCAUCUACACCCCCUCUAGCUCUGGACCUUCUAAAGAAGCUCUUGGUAUUUAACCCUGAUAAACGGCUGACAGCUGAGGAGGCCUUGCAGCAUCCAUAUGUGAAAAGGUGA